This is a messenger RNA of Talaromyces rugulosus, 579 nucleotides long. RefSeq lists its product as uncharacterized. Lineage: Eukaryota; Fungi; Ascomycota; Eurotiomycetes; Eurotiales; Trichocomaceae. Gene Ontology annotation, cellular component: proteasome core complex, beta-subunit complex; proteasome core complex. Bases 1 to 579 code for a protein of 192 amino acids. The transcript is spliced from 2 exons. Gene Ontology annotation, biological process: proteasome-mediated ubiquitin-dependent protein catabolic process. The record is from RefSeq and is a predicted model, not a curated record.
AUGGUGGGAAAAGACUGCGUUGCAAUCGCCUGCGAUCUCCGACUCGGCAUGCAAGCGCUGACGGUUUCAAACAACUUCCCCAAGAUCUUCAACUAUGCGCCCUCGACCUAUCUCGGCCUGACUGGGCUCGCUACUGACGUGACAACCGUCUCCGAUCUCUUCCGUUACAAAGUCAACAUGUACCGCCUGCGCGAGGAGCGACACAUCGCUCCGCAGACUCUGGCCAACCUCGUCAGUUCGAGUCUGUAUGAGCGGCGGUUCGGCCCUUACUUUGUCUCUCCGGUGGUUGCGGGCAUUAACCAUACGACUGGGAAGCCGUUCAUCUGCGGGUUUGACAGCAUUGGGUGUAUUGAUUUCGCCAAGGACUUUAUUGUCAGUGGUACGGCUAGUGAUCAGCUGUUUGGUACUUGCGAAGGUCUUUGGGAACCUGAUCUGGGCCCCGAGGAUCUGUUCGAGACGAUUUCCCAGGCGCUUCUCAACGCCGUCGACCGAGACGCACUUUCUGGCUGGGGUGCCAAUGUCUAUAUCAUAGAGAAGGACAAGGUUACAAAGAGAUUACUCAAGGGACGACAAGACUAG